Molecule: messenger RNA, 729 nt
Organism: Seminavis robusta
Lineage: Eukaryota; Bacillariophyta; Bacillariophyceae; Naviculales; Naviculaceae
Source: the annotation of a GenBank genome assembly
AUGGUUGGCAAGCCAAGGUACAUUGCCCCAGAGGUCCUUGGUGAUGAUGGCUAUGACCUCAAGUAUGAUAUCUGGAGUGCUGGAGUCACUGCUUACACUUUGAUGGCUGGGUAUCAUCCUUUCGAGGCAGACCAUGAUGUGGAGGUCUACCAACAGAUUGUUGAUGGGUACUUUGACUUCAAGGGCCCAGAGUGGGAGACAGUCUCAGACCAGGCCAAGGACUUUGUGAGCAAGCUACUGACCUACAAGGAUGAAGAACGGCCAACAGCAGAGGAGGCCCUCAGCCAUCCCUGGAUCACUGGUGAUAAUAGUGGUGUGCCCUUUGCUGCUGCUGAGCCUCAAAUUGUGUGGAGUGCAGAACCAGCUGUGAAAUCCAAGGAUGAUUUUGUCUCCGGAAGGGAAGGCGGCUUUGACGACCACUACGACCUUGGGGAAUUGCUGGGGGGGGGAGAGUUUGGUGCAGUUUACAAAUGCACGCACAAGGAGACAGGAAAUGAAAGAGCUGCCAAGAUCAUGGAGAAAGCAGAGAUGGACAAGUGGGAGUAUGAUGCAGUCAUUGAAGAAUUCCAGAUUCUGACCAGCAUUGACAACCCCAAUGUUAUCCGUGUGUACUGUUUCUAUGAAACUGAUGAGAAGUUCUACAUUGUCCAGGAGCUGGCCAAGGGUGGAGAGCUCUUUGAUGAGCUGGAGAAGCAUGGUAGACUCUCUGAGAAGGAUGUGCUCACCUGA